Cololabis saira (Pacific saury) is the source of this 1587-nucleotide messenger RNA. It is a transcript of the gene zmynd19, whose product is annotated as zinc finger, MYND-type containing 19. The coding region runs from base 191 to 874 and encodes 227 amino acids. The record is from RefSeq and is a predicted model, not a curated record. The transcript is spliced from 6 exons. Lineage: Eukaryota; Metazoa; Chordata; Actinopteri; Beloniformes; Belonidae.
GGCGGUGGAGGCGGCGGUGUGUCACCGAGGCACCGAGGCUGGGCUGCGGCCGGAGACACCCGGAUACGGGACGGUUGCUGUUGUCUUGACCCCCUACGAGCGGCAUCGCAGCGCGGGAGGGGGCCGACCCACCCGGCGGGUUCAGCCCGAGUAUCGUGUCUGCGCGGCGGCGCCACAGCCCGUCCUCCCGAUGUCGGACUUCAAGCUGGGGAUCGUGCGGCUCGGCCGUGUGGCCGGGAAGACAAAAUACACUCUGAUCGAUGAGCAGGACAUACCACUUGUGGAAAACUAUGCCUUUGAGGCGCGGAUGGAAGUAGAUGCAGAUGGAAAUGGUGCAAAGAUCUUUGCUUAUGCUUUUGACAUCGGCAAAGGUCGCUGGGCAGGAAGGCCACUACAUGAGCUUCUUUGGGAGAAGCACAGAGGAGGCAUUGCCCCUAGUUUUCAAGUUAUCCACAUUAACUCUGUGACUGUAGACAACCGGCUAGACAACCUCAGACUGGUGCCAGUGGGCUGGAGCCCGAAGCCAGAGGAGAUUUCCAGCAAGCAGAGAGAGCAGUCUCUGUACUGGCUGGCCAUCCAGCAAGUCCCUGCCGACCCUGUGGAAGAGCAGUAUCUGGAGUUGAGCCGCACGCGCUACUAUAAUGCUAAUGGGGAGCUGGUGGAGGAAGAGGAGUGCUCUUGUACCUACUAUGAGUGUCAUUACCCCCCAUGUUCGCUCAUUGAGAGGAGGCUGCGGGAGUUUAACAUCUGUGGGCGCUGCCAGGUGGCGCGCUACUGUGGCUCCCAGUGCCAGCAGAGGGACUGGCCAGCCCACAAGAAGCAGUGUCGCGAGCGUAAGCGGGUGCUGGCCCUGGAGUCAGAGCCCGAACGAUGAUCUGCCCUCCUCGACUGGGAGAGGAGGAGGGCGAACAGUGGGACAGGGUUACUCACGGGGGUGCGGGACAAAGUGGGAAAAUUAGGGGGAAUUGCUGAUGAGAGACUAAUGACGGAGGACAAUGUUGAUCGACAAUUCAGGGGUAAGAAGAUUGGAGGAGGCUAAAGGAAAGACAUCUGCCACUUCCAAGAACUUGUAAUUCUCCAUAGUUUGCUUUUCAUUUUUUUGUUUUGGUCUUUAUUGUUCUUGAGGAGGGACAACCUCGAGCUCAACCUGCUGCUAUGGUUUCCUAUUUGAGGGCAGAAGCUGUCUCGUUGAUAAAGUGGACAAGCUUCUUUGGACCACAGUCGAACAGAUUGUUGUCGUCAUCCACUUUUGUUCCUCCACCCAGCUGCUGGGUGUCACAAUGUCUUCAUUAACAGGAGUGGGGGAGGACCCCAGGGCCACAGUGUCUGUUGCUCAGCUGGUACAACAGGACAUGGACCUUUUCACUGUAUCGCUCCCUCUCUGAUCUCUCUCAUACACAUGCUGCUGCAUUCACGGUCAUCACCACCGCCCUCCUGUCCUUUCAUGUUCGCCACACAGCCGAACCGGACACGCAUCAGAUAGAUUUCACCGAUUGAAUCACACUACCAGUAUUGAUGUUCAUCACAUUGUUUUUUUUUUUAAAUAUUUUUUUCCCGAUUUUUUUUUUUUUUUUUUUUUUUUUUUUU